Molecule: messenger RNA, 1829 nt
Organism: Diceros bicornis minor
Lineage: Eukaryota; Metazoa; Chordata; Mammalia; Perissodactyla; Rhinocerotidae
Product: histone H3.1-like
Exons: 3
Coding region: 21-680 (219 amino acids)
Cellular component (GO): nucleosome
Molecular function (GO): structural constituent of chromatin; DNA binding; protein heterodimerization activity
Source: RefSeq, a predicted model, not a curated record
GCUGGUUUUACGGCUAAGUUAUGGCGCGUACUAAGCAAACUGCUCGUAAAUCCACCGGCGGGAAGGCGCCACGCAAGCAGCUGGCCACCAAGGCGGCCCGCAAGAGCGCGCCGGCCACCGGCGGCGUGAAGAAGCCCCACCGCUACCGGCCCGGCACGGUGGCGCUGCGCGAGAUCCGCCGCUACCAGAAGUCCACCGAGCUGCUGAUCCGCAAGCUGCCCUUCCAGCGCCUGGUGCGCGAGAUCGCCCAGGACUUCAAGACCGACUUGCGCUUCCAGAGCUCGGCCGUGAUGGCGCUGCAGGAGGCGUGCGAGGCCUACCUGGUGGGGCUCUUCGAGGACACCAACCUGUGCCGCUUGCUCGUGAUCAUGUCCGGUCGAGGUAAAGGUGGAAAGGGACUGGGCAAAGGAGGUGCUAAGCGUCACCGCAAGGUGUUGCGCGACAAUAUCCAGGGCAUUACCAAGCCUGCUAUCCGGCGCUUAGCUCGGCGUGGUGGUGUCAAACGUAUUUCUGGGUUGAUUUACGAGGAAACUCGCGGGGUGCUGAAGGUGUUCCUGGAGAACGUGAUCCGGGACGCCGUCACUUACACCGAGCACGCCAAGCGCAAGACGGUCACCGCCAUGGACGUGGUCUACGCGCUCAAGCGCCAGGGCCGCACCCUCUACGGCUUCGGCGGCUAAAGCCUCAGCGCAGUUACAUCAGGUCGGUAGCUUCAGCUCGCUCAUAAAAGGUCCUUUUCAGGGCUACCCACUUGGUCACACGAAGGGCUGUUAACUAGAGUGCAAAGGUUAACAUUAAAGCUUUUUGUUAGUGUUUUGUUGCAAUUCUAACUUAAGAUUUGGGUGUUCUUUUAAAUCUGGUAGUUUGUUUCUUAAGGUAUUAUGUAGUUAGCAGUCAUCUUCUAAAAAUGGCGUCUAUGAAAUGUACCCUAAGAAAGCAAGGAGAAUGAAGGUGUUAUGCGGUUGGAAACUGCUGGGUGGGUUAGCCAGCUGGAGCAUACUGCGUUUGGAGAACGCAGCAAUUUCCCAAUUUAGAUGUUAAUAAUUAACAUCAUUCUACUCCAGGAGCAUUUGGAAUUAAUUUUCCCAAAAUGUUCUGCCCCAGUACCUAGUGUCCUAUACAGCCCAGGUGGAGCUUUUAACUCGUCUCUCCUACAGGAAAUAUGGAUAGCUAUGGAUAUAUGGAGCCAUGGCUAGUAAACUUAGUCAAAUAUGAGGACUUAUUGGGACUCUAAUGUGACUUUAAAAGCUCAUGGAUUGUCUUACUGCUUUAUUUCUAAAAUUUUGGGAAUUCAACUUAAAUGUUUCUUCUUGUCUUCGGUCAACCUAUGGCUUUCCACUGUGACUGUCUGCGUUCUUACCUCUCCAUUUUUCCACCAGGCAGAAGAGGUGGCUUUCAGGCCAUCCUAUACUCACUCUGCCACCUGUGUUCUGAAUUGUCUUUUGGAUUUAUCUUAAACCUAGAGUGAAGACACCCCCGUUUACUGGGUGACAAGCAGUGAGAUGGAGGACGCUACAGCCAGAUAUUAAAGAACAUUGAGCCUCAGACCGUCCCCAACCACGAUUUGUCGACUUUACGAUGGUGCAAAAGCAAUAAGCAUUCAAUAGAAACCGUACUUCAAAUUUUGAUCUUUUCCCAGGCUAGCAAUAUGCCCUUAUGAUACUGUCUCGUGAUGCUGGGCAGUGGCUUGGAACUGCAGCUCCCAGUCAGCCACGAGAUCAUGAGAGUAAACAACUGAUACACUUAGAAUCAUUCUGUACCCAUUCUGUUCUUCACUUUCAGUGCAGUAUUCAAUAAAUGAGAUAUUCAACACUUUAUUAUAAAACAGA